Molecule: messenger RNA, 526 nt
Organism: Thalassophryne amazonica
Lineage: Eukaryota; Metazoa; Chordata; Actinopteri; Batrachoidiformes; Batrachoididae
Gene: pdrg1
Product: p53 and DNA-damage regulated 1
Exons: 5
Coding region: 70-468 (132 amino acids)
Biological process (GO): protein folding
Cellular component (GO): prefoldin complex
Source: RefSeq, a predicted model, not a curated record
UUAUUUUGUAGGUGUGCUUUUGUUCGCCGUUGUUUCCGGUCGGACUGAUUUCGGAGUGACGCCGUCGUCAUGAAUCCUGAAUCUCAGCGCGUUUUGGAGUUUUUGACAGAAGUUGAGGAGGCAGCUGAAGAUGUUCUCACCACGAAACAACAGAUUGUGGACCUCGACACAAAGCGAAAUAGGAACAGAGAGGCUUUAAAUGCACUGAAAAAUGAAAUGUCAGGCUCAGAGAAAGUGAAGGUUUGCUUUGGAAGCAUGUUCAUCAAACUGCCUAAAACAAAGACGACAGAGAUUAUUCAGAAAGAUCAGGAGCAGCUAGACAAGGAAAUAAAUGACCUUCGCAAAGAACUGAAAGCAAAGGUCAAUCACCUCAAUGAGAUACAAGGGAAACCAGAGCUAAGAGGCUACAACCUUUCUCCUCUGUCCAGGGAUGAACUGAAAGCGAUUAACAGCCUUAUCAAAAGAUGAGAUCUACAGAGAAAUAUGAUGCUCUGCUGAGGAGAGAGAGAAAACACAGCAACAUCUU